GAUUUAAUCGUCAUAUUUCGGAAUUCACUGGUUUUUCUGUCCGUCAAUCAGGCGGUGCUGGCUUUCUUCAGUCUUCAUUGGGUGGCGAGCUGAGGAGGCGGGUUAGGCGGUCGCCUGGACAUGGCAGAAGGCAGCGGCUGGCGGCCGCCGCGCCCCUGCGAGGCCUACCGCGCCGAGUGGAAGCUGUGCCGCAGCGCCGGGCACUUCCUGCACCACUACUACGUCCACGGGGAGCGGCCGGCCUGCGAGCAGUGGCGGCGCGACCUGGACAGCUGCCGCGACUGGGAGGAGCGCCGGAGCGCCAAGGCCCAGGCCCCGGGGGCUCUGCAGAGGACUGCCGGCGUCCCUCCCCUCCUUGUGCUUUCCUUCUUUGGGGGAAAUACCAAACAGUAUACUGACGGGACGUUGAGACGGCGUUAAGGACAACGAGGGAGACAGGCGAGGGAGGGGCUUGUAGAGUGGUUUGGAGAGGGAGGGCCGACGUUCCAGUGUUAGGCUCCUCGGUUGGCCUACGGAGCAGGUGAUGUUUCUGAGUCCUGAAUGAGCAGGAGCCAGCCUUUGCAGCCUUCACCCAGCCCCGGGGACACGACGGAGGAACAGAAAGAAGGCCCAAGUGUCUGGAACAGAGGCGGAUAGUGGGCUGUAGAGGGGUAAGGGGUAAGGUUAGAGUUUAACCGAAAAGUGUGCUGGGAAGUAUAAUUUGAUUUAUAUCUUCAAAAGGUCAGCCUGGCUGCCAGGUUGUAGAGAGUAUAUUAUAGAGGGGCAGAGAGACCAGUAAGGAGGUGGUUGUUCAUUAUUUCAGCAGGUAUUUAUCAUGUUGGGUGCUCUUGGGGAUACAGGAGUGAUGAGAAUGGAGCCCCUGCCCUCCUGGCACCCACACUCUUUUCUAGAAUACAGUAGUGCCUUGGAGCUGUUGUGGGAGAGGAGUUCUGAGGGUGCAGUGCUCGUGGGGAGUGCCAGGGAACCUGAGCCAACAGGACUGGCUGAAGCGUCAGUGUUUUUUAAUGUAUGCGGUUAUUCUGAAACAGACAAACUGAUGUGGAAACCAAACUGCUGUGUAAAAGAAAAUAAGUCCAUAAUAAGUGAAAGUCAAAAACAUGGGAGAAAGCUUGCAGCCUGUAUGGCAAGAGGUUGAUAAUCUUUAUACACACACACACACACACACUCACACACACACACACACACUCUCUCACACGCUCACAUAUGCUCUUAUAUAUCAAUAAGAAAAAUGGAAAUGAUUCCAGAAUAGAAAAAUGGGCAAAGGGCACAAAGAAGCAGUUCAUUAAAAAAGAAAACUAAAUGGCCAAGAAUACAAGUUAAAACGAUGGGAAGAGUGGUUUUUACCCAGCAGAAAGUUAGAAGUGUUGAUAGGGGUUUGGAAAGUCCAGGGUACAUGUGCAGUGUUGGUGGAAGUGUCAGGUGUUGUUUAUCUAAAUGUCAAAUGCAUUCCUUUUGACCCCAAAGUUAUAAUUUUUUUUAAUUUUAUUUUUUAAAGAUGACUGGUAAGGGGAUCUUAACCCUUGGCUUGGUGUUGUCAGCACCACGCUCAGCCAGUGAGCGAACCAGCUUUCCCUAGAUAGGAUCCGAACCCAUGGCCUUGGUGUUAUCAGCACCGCACUCUCCCGAGUGAGCCACGGGCCAGCCCUCUAAAGUUUUUCUUCUAAACAUUUAUCCUGGGGAAGUAAUUGGAUAACAGUACACAUUAGUUAAAAGUUCAAUAUAUUCAUAGUGUCAUUGUUUAUGAUAGUGCAAAAACUGAAAGCAACCCAACUUUCCCUAAUAGACAUUUGACCACAUAACUUUUACCACAUAGUGGAAUACUGCAUAGCCAUUGAAAAGAGUAAGUAGUAAUCUGCCUGGGCAUGGAAAGAUACCUACAGUAUAUACUUUAGUGAAAAAAUCAGGAAGUAGACUAGCCAGCAGAAAAUUAGUCCAUCUUUAAGGAAAUAGGUGAUAGCUCUAAAUUUGGGCCUAAAAAGGUGUCAGGGAAGCUGUAAACUGCCACAUUAGGGAUGGAGGUCUGGGAUUCUUUCAUAUUCUACUUUGCAUUUCUGAUCACUUUUUAAACAAGGAAAAAAAUUUUUUAUUUGAGACAAUAGAGCAUGAACAAAGAUAGACAAGUAGACAGAUUAAAUGUUAAGAGGCCUGAAUAGCACCUGACAUUUACCAAGGGCCCACAACAGAGGUCAGCCCUGUUGUGAUACACUGCCCUGUGUCUGUUUUGGGGGACAGUGGCCAAGAGAAGCUGCUGGAUUGAGUGGCACCUGUUGCGCACAGCCCAAUUCCAGUAUUCUAUUGUCUGACUCCUGCCCUUCCAAGGCACCCUCUCUUGCCUCAUCUUCCUAUCUUCUGACCAUGCUGCUCCCUGUAGCUGUCCACAGCUGCUCUUUCAAACUCUUGUCUCUCCUCUCCACUCAGCCCUCCCAGCCUCAUUCUCAGCAGUUGAACCUGCUCCAGGCUCAGUAGGUCAACCGAAGCCAUCCAACCCUGAGGACCAGGAGAUGAUGUUUUAAAAUUCCUCAGAUUAUGGUAUCUACCCAGUAGUUUUUCACAGUAGAUUUUGAGAAAGAAUGAUCUAGAUCUGUGUGUGCUGAUAUGGAAUAAUCAUCAGGUAUAUUAGGUGAAAACAGCUGAGCUGAGCUGCGCAGCGGUGCGUAUUGAACACUCUCAUUUGUCCAUCUGUGUUUGGAAGGGGGUGGUCCUGAGGGAGGGAGGUACAGGGGCCAUGUGAGGGUGCUCCAGGCCCUGAGGCCCAGCUGUGAGGUGGGAAGUGACCAGAGUCUCAUU
Messenger RNA from Cynocephalus volans (Philippine flying lemur), 2787 nucleotides. RefSeq names its product chromosome 2 C22orf39 homolog (gene C2H22orf39). The transcript is spliced from 3 exons. The record is from RefSeq and is a predicted model, not a curated record. Bases 121 to 420 code for a protein of 99 amino acids. Lineage: Eukaryota; Metazoa; Chordata; Mammalia; Dermoptera; Cynocephalidae.